Molecule: messenger RNA, 888 nt
Organism: Fraxinus pennsylvanica
Lineage: Eukaryota; Viridiplantae; Streptophyta; Magnoliopsida; Lamiales; Oleaceae
Source: the annotation of a GenBank genome assembly
AUGCAGCACGAUGAGGUCAUAUGGCAAGUUAUCAGGCACAAUCACUGCAGUUUCAUGGCCAAAAUUGAAACUGGGAUAUUUUGUCGGAACCCUUACAACGUGACGGGGAUAUGUAAUCGGAGCUCCUGCCCUCUCGCUAAUAGUCGAUACGCCACAAUCCGUGAACAUGAUGGAGUGUUUUAUCUGUAUAUGAAGACGAUAGAAAGGGCGCAUAUGCCAAAUAAAUUGUGGGAAAGAGUUAAAUUGCCCAGAAAUUAUGAAAAGGCCCUUGAAAUUAUUGACAAACACUUGAUGUUCUGGCCGAAACUACUUGUUCAUAAAACAAAGCAAAGAUUGACCAAGAUGACGCAGAUGCGUAUUCGCAUGAGGAAACUUGCUUUGAAGACAAGGGAGAAAAUUAUGACAACUCCUAGGAAAGAGAAGAAAAGAGAAGCUCGGAGAGAAGAGAAGGCCGAGAAGGCAGCAGUUUUGGAGAAAAGUAUUGAAACAGAGUUACUUGAACGCCUCAAGAAAGGAGUUUAUGGUGACAUUUAUAAUUACCCUGUUGAUAAGUACAAUGAAAUUCUUGAUAAGGAGGUUAUAAAGGAAGCUGUUAGCGAAGACGAAGAGGAACCUGAGAUAGAAUAUGUUGAAGGCUAUGAAGAGCUUGAAGAGGAGGAUAUGGAAGAUUUCGGUGGUCUUGCAAUCCCUAACAUGGAUGAUGAUAAUGUUGGAAUGGACUACGUCGAUGAUGAGGAGACUGUAGCUGUUGAACGCAAGAGAGGGAGGAAGGAUUCUGUGAGAAAGCUGGAGAAAGAUGAACCUGGAGCCAAAUCGAAGAACAAAGUGAAAGUACUUGUUGAGGUCGAGCAUGAAGAUGCGAAUGAACGACAAACAGCUGUGCUAUGA